This is a messenger RNA of Anastrepha ludens (Mexican fruit fly), 1027 nucleotides long. RefSeq names its product mediator of RNA polymerase II transcription subunit 7 (gene MED7). Gene Ontology annotation, molecular function: transcription coregulator activity. Gene Ontology annotation, cellular component: mediator complex; core mediator complex. The transcript is spliced from 3 exons. The coding region runs from base 303 to 950 and encodes 215 amino acids. Gene Ontology annotation, biological process: regulation of transcription by RNA polymerase II. NCBI's taxonomy places the organism in Eukaryota, Metazoa, Arthropoda, Insecta, Diptera, Tephritidae. The record is from RefSeq and is a predicted model, not a curated record.
CGAGUCCAUAGAGGGUGACUUCGCUGUGGCAGCUAAGUUGUUUUUUCUUGCGAUUUGUUUGUUUGUAUGCCGCAGUGCACUACUUCUUUGUUGUUAGUUUGUUCACAUUAUCAUCUAAUUUUGGAAAAUCAAGCUUCUAAAUUAAAAAAACCUAAUAACUUGUAAAUGUUGUUGUGCUCUAGUGAAGUCACCUCUGAUAAACUCGCUUUGUUGUUAUAGGCGAAUUCAUAUGCAUAAGUCGAUAGAUAGCCUUGGUGUAAUUGUUUAUUCUACAAUUUCAAACGAAAACAAAGGACGGAAAAAUGGCGAAUCAAGAAUCUCAAGUUAUGAGUUUGCCGUUACCGCCAACUCAAUAUAUAAAUCUUUUUUCCGAAGAAAACAUACGCCGCAAUCGCGCUCCUCGACCACCUCCUCCUAUACAAGAUUCUUACAGUAUGUUUGGUAUUCAAUAUAAUAACGAAGAAAUGAUACGCUCCUUGGAGUCGCAGAAUAUUAAACGCCUUAUUCCGCUACAUUUUGACCGCCGGAAGGAGUUGAAGAAACUAAAUCAUUCAUUAUUUGUAAAUUUUCUGGACCUAAUUGAUCUGCUGAUUCAAUAUCCUGAUAGUCCGCGAAGAACAGAAAAGAUAGAUGAUUUGAGCCUGCUGUUCGUACACAUGCACCAUUUAUUGAAUGAAUUUCGGCCUCAUCAAGCCCGUGAAACACUACGAGUCAUGAUGGAGAUGCAGAAACGGCAGCGUGUUGAGACUGCAACCCGGUUCCAAAAGCAUUUGGAACGUGUAAGAGAUAUAGUAAAUACAGCAUUUGCUGAUUUGCCUGAGAUACGUAAUGAUGAUCGUGAUAACGAUGAAAACGUUAAAAUGGAAAUAGAUACACAGGAGUUUAAUACAAAUAACCGAAGCGAUCAGCUGGAUCGCAUAAUGUGUAAAAUUAUUGAUGGAAUGGAUUAGAUGUAAAUUCUGACUUUCGCUUUAUGUACGCUAAUAUAAUACAUUACAUAAUUAAAAAUUAAAAUUUACAUUGUUAA